Messenger RNA from Hydra vulgaris (swiftwater hydra), 1715 nucleotides. RefSeq lists its product as uncharacterized. The record is from RefSeq and is a predicted model, not a curated record. NCBI's taxonomy places the organism in Eukaryota, Metazoa, Cnidaria, Hydrozoa, Anthoathecata, Hydridae.
AUGAAACUUAUUAAUGGAAAAAAGUGCAAAAAAAGACCUCAAGUUGCAGCAUAUAAUGCGUUGGAAAAUCUUUAUGAUAUAUCUACCUGUAGAUGCAAUUUAGACGAAGUUCCCUGCUAUGAUGAUAAGGAAUCAUCAUCAGAUUCAGAAUAUAAUGAGUCAAUUGCUAUUUCAACAUAUAAUUUAAGAAAGCUGGAUAACUUUGCUUUAGAGUGUGUUCGGUAUGCGAUAUCGAGUGAAGCUGCUGCAGCUCUUGGUAAUGGACUUUUAAAAGAUCUUGGAGUUAUUACUAAAACUGAUAAAACUGAUGUUUUAGAUAAAAGUAAAAUGAAUCAAGCUAAAAAAAGGGUUUGUCUUCAGUCUGUUGCUGAACACAAUAUCAUAGUGCAAAAUCUAUCAUGUAUUGGAUGUGACAGUAAGGAUGAUAAAGGUAGCCUGGUUUAUAGAAGUAUGUUGCCAGAUAGUAUUAGCAAAAAAAAUAAAUUAAUAGAAAAGUCUACUUUUGAAGUGUUAAAACAAUACAACAGUGUUGAUUCUUUGUUAGGAAUUGUUUUUGACAUUACAAAUGUCAACACUGGAUAUAAAACUGGCCUUUGUGCUAGCCUUGAAAGAAAACUUGGCAGAACAAUUCAUAAAAUUGGCUGUGCACUUCAUAGCAACGAGUUACCUUUGCGCCAUAUUAUAGAACAGCUAGAUGGCGGUACAAACACUCCGCAAACCUUUUUUGAUGAAAUUGGAAAAGGUGCAGCACAAGACCUUCAUCAUAAACCCAUUGCCAAAUUCGAACCUGUUUUGACUUCUUUAGUUUUUCCAGAAAAUAGUGUGAUCAAUGACUUAAGUUCUGAUCAAAGGUUAUUGCUGGAAUAUGUGUGUGGUAUAAGUUCAGGUGUUGUAAAUCCAGUUUACGCUCAUUAUAAAAUUGGUCCAGUUAAUCAUGCUAGGUGGCUGACAUUAGCAAUACGUAUUUUAGUUUUGCAUUCAAGAACAGAACAACCUACUCCUGUCCUUAAAGAGAUAGUAAAUUACAUACAGACAGAGUAUGGCCCCACAUGGUUUGCUAUUAAAAGAUCAAAGAACUUUACUGAAGCGCCAAAAAUUUUAUACACAACAUUAAAAAAUAUAAAAAAUUUUAGCCAAACUAUACAAGACAUUAUACUACCUGUUGUUUUAAGAAAUGUGUAUUGUCUUCUUCCAGAAAACUUUCUUUUAUCCCUUUUUGUUGAUGAUUUGAAAGAUACGAAACAGAGCAGUUAGGCUGAUUUUAAAAUGUCGAGAUAAUCCUCCGGCUGAUUUGAAAAAUACAAAACAGAGCAGUUAGGCUGAUUUUAAAAUGUCGAGAUAAUCCUCCGGCUGCCCCAGUUGAUAGAAUAUAUGGUGGUAUCAGAAUUAACAAAAUCCCAAAUAUUGGAAAUCUUGAAAUUGAAUGUGACACAUGGGCAGAUCUGCUUUUUGAUGAUAAACUGAUCUAUGAACCUCCUGCUACUAAGAACCUGACUUAUCUGGAACUACUCAAUACAAUUGAAUGUAAACCAGAUCCUUGUGAGCUUGGUUGGGACUUUCCGCUACAUAGUCAGUCUGUUGAGCGUGCUGUAAAGCUUGUUUCUGAGGUUUCAAAAAAAGCCUAUUCUUUACAGAAUAGACAUGGUUUAGCAGUAGGGAAGCAAAAAAGUCGAAUAUCAAGAAAAAAGUUUUAUUCAAAAAAAGAUUACGAUAUA